Molecule: messenger RNA, 3100 nt
Organism: Coniophora puteana RWD-64-598 SS2
Lineage: Eukaryota; Fungi; Basidiomycota; Agaricomycetes; Boletales; Coniophoraceae
Exons: 5
Coding region: 99-2900 (933 amino acids)
Cellular component (GO): membrane; microtubule; cytoplasm
Molecular function (GO): GTPase activity; GTP binding; microtubule binding
Source: RefSeq, a predicted model, not a curated record
CUACGCUUCACUCACUUUUCCUUUUCUUUGCCAGGUUUCUCCACUCUCUUACGAGGACGCGUCAAGACAAUCGCAGGCCCUCACAAAGAUUAACUGAGAUGUAUUCGAUACGCCAACGACUCACCACCUCGCUCGCUCCUCGCAAGUCAGUUACAUAUGGCCUCGCUGCUCCACCACGGAAGCCACCAAGCGCAUCUCGCCCUGCCCACCGUCGCUUUGGAACCUUCUUGACCCCUCCUCCAAAUGCUCUCCGACUGAGGCAGCAGUAUAACACUCCGACUCCAGUUGCGUUUCGUCAGAUGCACGUCCGCGCUAUGUCGUACUCUUCCAUUCCACGAUUCGUCGCACGCGCUUUCCGUAUUCCCGCAGCUGGAGCCGCAAUUGGAGCAGGAGGCAUAGGAUACGCCAACUACAAGUUUGAACAGUUCCGGGAGACGACCUCGGGAUGGAUAAACACCGUGCAAGAUGCGGCUAGUGACUUUGCAGACACGGCCACGGAUGGGUGGAAGAAUGUUACGGGACGCGUCUCCUCGAUAGAGACUCCUCAAGUGUUCAAGGACGUCAAGGACUUCUUCUCCUCACUCGACUUCAAGGGCGGCGAUGGUCAGGACUCUGGAAACGGCUCUGGUCCCUCGGGCAAGCGUCCCUCGAGCGAGGAUAAUGCUGCCCUGGCUGUCCUGGCUGCUGCUACCAUGGCUUCACAGUCGGACUCUCACGCAGCUGAAGGUGGCGACGACAGCGAUCCUACCCAGAAUGGACUUAUGCAUCUUACCCGCAAGCUCAUUGAAAUCCGCACCAUGCUCCUCAGUAUCGACCAGAGCGACGCACUUAAGCUUCCGAGCAUCGUUGUCAUUGGAAGUCAGAGCUCCGGAAAGAGUUCCGUAUUAGAAGCUAUUGUCGGACAUGAGUUCCUCCCAAAGGGUAACAACAUGGUCACUCGCCGACCUAUCGAGCUUACCCUCGUCCACACUCCUUCAACCGGCGGGAAAGGUGAAGAGUACGGCGAAUUCCCCCAGCUCGGCCUCGGCAAGAUCACCUCCUUCUCCCAGAUCCAACAGACGCUCACCGAUCUCAAUCUCGCCGUAUCGGCGGCCGAGUGCGUCUCGCACGAGCCUAUCGACCUGCGCAUCUAUAGCCCACACGUGCCUGACCUCACUUUGAUCGACCUGCCUGGCUAUGUGCAGAUCGCGUCGAUGGACCAACCCGAGACGCUCAAGGAGAAGAUCGCAGGUCUUUGCGAGAAGUACAUCAAGGAGCCGAACAUCAUUCUCGCCGUGUGCGCUGCGGAUGUCGACCUCGCGAACUCGCCUGCGCUGCGUGCAAGUCGCAAGGUCGAUCCGCUUGGCCUGCGCACGAUCGGCGUAGUGACGAAGAUGGACCUCGUUCCGCCAGAACAGGGCGCAGUCAUUCUCUCGGGCAACCGGUAUCCGCUGCAUCUGGGCUACGUUGGCGUCGUCGCCAAGCAGUCGGGUCGAAAGCCGCGGGGCGAGGGCACGGGACCCCUCGUGCGGCGCGGAGAGGACGACUACUUUGGGCAGUACCGCGAGUACUUUGGCGCGUCGUCGUCGAAGCAUGGCAAGGCCAACGGCGGCACCGGGCUGAUGACCGGCACAGACACGCUGCGCCGGCGGCUGAUGGAGGUGCUCGAGAGCUCGAUGGCGUCGUCGCUGCACGGCCUGUCGAACGCGGUGCAGCUCGAGCUCGAGGAGGCGUCGUACCAGUUCAAGGUGCAGUACAACGACCGGCGCGUGACGCCCGAGAGCUACGUCGCGGAGGUGAUGGACACGCUCAAGGCGCGCUUCCGCGACUGCGCGGCGCAGUUCGCGAAGCCGGCGGUGCGCGCGCGGCUCAAGGCGAUGCUGGACGAGAAAAUGAUGGACGUGCUCGAGCAGCUGUACUGGCUCGACCGGCGCGCGCCGGAGCUGGGCGCGCUCGCCGAGGACAAGCGGCUCAGGCCCGAGGACGUCGAGCCGUACUGGCGGCACAAGCUCGAAGCGGCGAGCUCGCUGCUGACUAAGAGCGGCGUCGGACGCGAUGCGACGCUGCUCGUGGCGGAUGGCCUGCGCGCGCUGAUCGACGCGAUUGCGACGGGCGAGCCGUUCACGUUCCACCCACGGGCGGCGGAGCGGCUCACGCAGUUCUCGCACGCGAUUCUGCGCGAGAGGAUCGGGCUGACGAGCGACCAAGUGGAGAACUGCAUCAAGCCGUACAAGUACGAGGUCGAGGUGGACGAGCGCGACUGGGACGCGGGGCGGAAUCGCGCGAUGGACCUGUUCGAGAACGAGGUUACGAUGUGCGAGGGGAAGCUGAAGGAGAUCAGGAAGAAGGUUGGUGGGAGCAGGCGGCUGAACGGGCUGAUGGGCUAUGUGAGGGGUCUAGAGGAGCGCGCGAAGCAGCGGAGGUUGGUAGGCGACGAGAGUGGCACAAGCGAGGAGGAGCCGGAGAGCUAUCGGUAUCCACCAGCGCAGGUCUUGGAUGCCCGACACGCAGUGUUGUACAGUGACCGGCUGGGCAUACUGAAGCUGCGCCUCGCAGCUUUACGGUCGAAGCGUUGCAAGGCGGGCCCGCAGAGUGAAGUGUUCUGCCCCGAGGUGUUCUUGAACGUCGUCGCGGACAAGCUCGCAUACACCUCAACGAUGUUCAUCAAUAUCGAGCUUCUUGACCACUUUUUCUAUCAGUUCCCUCGCGAGAUCGACUCGCGGCUACUCUAUGAUCUUGACCGGAAGGAGAUUAUCGAGUUUGCGCGCGAGAACCCGACCAUACGCCGUCAUCUCGACCUGCAGGAGCGCAAAGAUAAGCUUGAGGAGGUCAUGAAGCAGCUCAACAGCCUCUCGACUCUUCGUCCGGAUUCGCAGCCGUCAGCGCGGAGACAACGAGGACUGUUCGGCGGCAUGUUCUAGACGACUGAACAGGUUCUUUCUUUGCAAGACCCUUUUUCACAUGUAGAUAUGGCAAGGCGAGGCGCAUGAGCAAUUUUCCUCGAGGCGAGGAUUUUGUCGUUGUUGUUCUUUGCGUUCUCUGCUUAUGAUAGAUAGAUAAUUAGGAUUUGGAUUCACGCUGUAUAAUCUUUGGAUAGGCUUAAGAAUAGGAUUAAUCCGCC